Messenger RNA from Glarea lozoyensis ATCC 20868, 4719 nucleotides. Its product is annotated as Dehydroquinate synthase-like protein. The record is from RefSeq and is a predicted model, not a curated record. NCBI's taxonomy places the organism in Eukaryota, Fungi, Ascomycota, Leotiomycetes, Helotiales, Helotiaceae. The transcript is spliced from 2 exons. Bases 1 to 4719 code for a protein of 1572 amino acids. Gene Ontology annotation, cellular component: cytoplasm. Gene Ontology annotation, biological process: chorismate biosynthetic process; aromatic amino acid biosynthetic process. Gene Ontology annotation, molecular function: 3-phosphoshikimate 1-carboxyvinyltransferase activity; shikimate 3-dehydrogenase (NADP+) activity; 3-dehydroquinate dehydratase activity.
AUGGGUCCCACAACCUCUGAUACCCCGACGCGCAUUGCGAUUUUGGGCAAGGAGGAUAUAAUUGUUGACUUUGACAUAUGGCGGAACUUUGUCGCUGACGAUCUCCUUUCGAAUCUUGCAUCUUCUACCUACGUGCUCAUCACCGACACCAAUAUAUCCUCGAGAUACGUACCCGCAUUCCAGCAGCGAUUUGAGAGCCUGGCAAGCAAGCGCGAUGCUCCCCCACGGCUACUUACCUACGAGAUCCCUCCUGGUGAGCACUCAAAGGGAAGGGAAACAAAAGCAGAAAUUGAGGAUUGGAUGCUCUCGCAGGAAUGUACGAGGGACACGGUCAUAAUCGCCCUGGGUGGAGGAGUCAUAGGUGACAUGAUCGGAUAUGUUGCGGCGACAUUCAUGAGAGGUGUACGAUUUGUACAGGUGCCAACGACUUUACUAUCCAUGGUCGAUUCGUCAAUUGGAGGAAAGACGGCAAUCGAUACGCCAAUGGGAAAGAACUUGAUUGGGGCUUUCUGGCAGCCACAGAGAAUCUAUAUCGAUCUGCGGUUCCUAGAGACACUACCAGUACGAGAGUUUAUCAAUGGCAUGGCCGAGGUGGUCAAAACUGCGGCUAUAUGGGACGAAGAGGAAUUCUCCACACUUGAAUCCAAUGCAGAACUUCUUAUGGCAACAAUUCGCGCAAAGCCCUUGCGACUAGAACCCAUUCGACAUAUUUUAAAAAGAAUCGUUCUUGGUUCUGCGAAAGUAAAAGCUGGUGUAGUUUCUGCGGACGAGCGAGAGGGUGGUCUCAGAAACCUCCUCAAUUUUGGUCACUCCAUAGGCCAUGCGUAUGAAGCAAUCUUGACUCCUCAAAUACUGCACGGCGAAGCUGUUGCUAUUGGGAUGGUGAAAGAAGCUGAACUAGCGCGUUAUCUGGGUGUUUUGAAACCCGGAGCCGUUGCUCGCCUUGUCAAAUGCAUUGCUAGCUACGGAUUACCUACUUCUUUGAACGACAAGCGUGUCCAGAAACUCACUGCAGGCAAACGGUGUCCAGUCGAUGUAUUGAUACAGAAGAUGGGAGUUGACAAGAAAAAUGACGGCAAGAAGAAAAAAAUCGUUCUUCUGUCAGCAAUUGGAAAGACGUACGAACAAAAAGCUAGUGUCGUUGAAGAUGGCCCAAUACGAAUCGUUCUCUCUGACUCUAUAAUCGUCCAGCCUGGAGUACCGGAAUCUCUUGAGAAUGAGGUCAUUCCCCCUGGUUCCAAGAGUGUGUCCAACAGAGCGCUCGUUAUGGCAGCGUUAGGCACUGGCUCGUGUCGGAUAAAGAACUUGUUGCACUCCGAUGACACUGAGUUCAUGCUUUCUGCGGUCGCAAAAUUGGGUGGUGCAAGCUAUGAAUGGGAAGAUGCCGGUGAAGUCCUGCUUGUCCAAGGCAAGGGAGGCGAUCUGCAUGCUUGCAGUGAAGAAAUCUAUAUUGGAAACGCAGGAACUGCCUCACGAUUCCUGACGACCGUUCUCUCGCUAUGCAGGCCCUCCUCCGCCUCGUCAACGAUUUUGACUGGUAAUGCACGCAUGAAAGUUAGACCAAUUGGACCACUUGUCGAUUCAUUGCGAAAAAAUGGAGUUGGAAUUGAGUAUAUGGAGAAAGAGCACAGUCUCCCGGUCAAUGUUCAAGCUUCUGGUGGCUUCGAGGGCGGGGAUAUUGAGCUUGCUGCGACUGUCUCGUCUCAAUACGUAUCCUCAAUUCUCAUGUGCGCCCCUUACGCCAAAAAGCCUGUGACUCUCCGUCUUGUUGGGGGAAAGCCCAUAUCGCAACUUUACAUCGACAUGACAACCGCAAUGAUGGCUACUUUUGGCAUCAAGGUUAUUAAGUCUGAUACCGAGGAACACACCUACCAUAUUCCCAAGGGCGUUUACAAAAAUCCCGCUGAGUAUGUUGUUGAGAGUGAUGCGAGCUCAGCGACUUACCCACUAGCUGUCGCUGCGAUCUCAGGGACGACGUGCACGAUCCCUAAUAUUGGCUCUGCUUCUCUCCAGGGAGAUGCUCGCUUCGCGAUUGAGGUCCUUCGCCCCAUGGGCUGUUCAGUUACUCAAACAGAAAAGUCUACGACCGUCAUUGGUCCGGCUCAAGGAAAAUUACGAGCAAUACCUGAGGUUAACAUGGAGCCAAUGACAGAUGCAUUCCUUACCGCGUCUGUUCUCGCUGCUGUCGCGAAGGGAACAACAAGAAUCACCGGUAUUGCAAACCAGCGUGUGAAAGAGUGCAAUCGGAUAGCGGCCAUGAAAGAUCAGCUUGCCAAAUUUGGUGUUGAAUGCCGCGAACUCGAUGAUGGGAUUGAGAUUGAUGGCAAACCAUUAAGCGAACUGAAAGAACUUCCUAAAGAAGGCAUUUACUCCUACGACGAUCACCGCGUGGCAAUGAGUUUCAGCGUUCUUGCAACGGUAGCUCCACAUCCUGUUCUUAUUCAAGAAAGAGAGUGUACCGGCAAGACCUGGCCUGGAUGGUGGGAUGUUCUUUCACAAUCCUUCAAGGUCAAACUCUCCGGAAAAGAAGUUGCAAGUAGCCAUGUCUCGAACUCUGGCUUGACCGCAUUAUCAGAAAAGUCUCUUUUCAUCAUCGGAAUGCGAGGUGCUGGAAAGACCACUGCAGGAGGAUGGGCUGGCAGACUUCUCAACAGACCACAUAUUGACCUUGAUGUCGAAAUGGAACGAAUACACGGAAUAACUAUACCAGAAAUGGUCAGAAAUAAAGGCUGGGACUGGUUCAGAGAUGCGGAGCUUGCUUUGCUUUCGUCUGUGAUCAAGGAAAAACCGACAGGUUAUGUUUUCGCCUGUGGUGGAGGAGUGGUGGAAAUGCCUGGCGCGCGCAAGCUCCUGUCUGACUACCACAAGUCUGGUGGCAUUGUACUUCUGGUGCACCGAGAUACUGAACAGGUCAUGGAAUAUCUUCAGAUAGAUAAGACCCGACCUGCUUAUGUUGAGGAUAUGAUGGGUGUAUACCUACGCCGAAAGCCCUGGUUCCAAGAAUGCAGCAACUUCCAGUACCACAGUAAGAGCGGUGACUCUGGGGCAUUGUCAAUCGCCCAAGAAGACUUUGCUAGAUUCUUGUCAUUAAUUUCCGGCGAGAGUAAUCAUUUGGAGGAAAUUCGGAAGAAGCAGCACUCCUUUUUCGUUUCUUUGACCAUGCCAGAUAUUUCUGCUGAAGCAGCAAUUCUACCGACCGUCGCAGUUGGCUCGGAUGCUAUCGAGAUCAGAGUGGACUUACUCAAAGACCCUAAGUCAACUAAUGGUAUUCCCUCAAUUGAUUUCUUGAGUGUGCAAAUCGCGCACCUGAGAUCUGUUGUUCCUCUUCCAUUGAUCUUCACUGUCCGCACAGUCAGUCAAGGUGGAAAAUUCCCAGACGACGCUCAAGAAGAGGCGCUCAAGCUUUACAAAGCCGCUGUUCGUAUGGGGCUUGAAUAUAUCGACCUCGAAAUAACUCUUCCCGACGAGGUGCUUGAUAGCGUCACCAGUGCUAAAGGCUUUUCCAAGAUCAUCGCAUCGCACCACGACCCACGUGGUCAACUCUCCUGGAAGAAUGGAGGCUGGGUACAAUAUUAUAACCGAGCAUUGCAGUACGGUGAUAUUGUGAAGCUUGUUGGAUCUGCCAAAUGUAUGGAGGACAACUUUGCCCUUGCCAACUUCAAGGCUACUGUUGCGAAAUCCCACAAUAUACCUUUAAUCGCCAUCAAUAUGGGUGUGCAGGGCAAGCUUAGCCGUGUUCUUAAUGGCUUCAUGACACCCGUAUCACAUCCAGCCUUGCCAUUCAAGGCUGCUCCAGGGCAACUAUCCGCAGCUGAGAUUCGUCAAAGUUUGUCCCUUUUAGGAGAGAUCGAGCCAAAACAAUUCUAUCUCUUCGGAAAGCCUAUUAGCGAGUCGCGAUCUCCAGCUUUACAUAACACUUUGUUCCAACAGACUGGUCUUCCACACAACUAUUCUCGCCUGGAAACCGAUGUAGCCGCUGAUGUGAAGGAAAUUAUUCGCUCUCCGGACUUCGGAGGAGCCUCAGUCACUAUUCCCCUCAAACUUGACAUCAUUCCACUGCUUGACGGUGUGAGCGAGGCUGCAAAACUUAUUGGAGCUGUCAACACAAUAGUUCCAAUCCCAUCGAAAGACUCCAUGCGACUAAUAGGCGAAAAUACUGACUGGUUGGGCAUGACACACUCGCUCAUUGCCCAUAAUUACUCCACGGUAGCUUCGGGUCCUCCGGGCAGUGGCCUUGUUAUUGGUGCAGGAGGCACUUCUAGGGCUGCUGUUUAUGCUCUUCGAUCGCUUGGUCACAGUCCUAUAUACAUCGUCUCGCGAACUCCCUCGAAGGCUGCUGACAUGAUAUCAACCUUCCCUGCUGAUUUCAAUCUCAAGGCACUGAAACAAAUCUCUGACGCAGAGAAUCUGUCUGAGGUACCUCGAGUGGCGAUUGGCACCAUUCCAGCAGACAAACCUAUCGAGUCAAACAUGCGUGAGAUCAUCGCUGCGAUUCUGCGUCACCCGAAAGCAGACACAGCACGCCAAAGGACCCUCUUGGAGAUGGCGUAUAAGCCAACUAUUACGCCUUUGGUCAGAAUGGCUAGCGAUGCUGGAUGGAUUUCUAUCCCGGGGCUUGAGGUCUUGAGUGCUCAAGGAUGGUAUCAGUUUCAAAGUUGGACGGGUAUCAGACCUCUCUAUGCGGACGCUAGAGACGCUGUCAUGGGUGGGAGCUCGUAG